UGAAGAAGUCACUUACCAAACCCCACCAGAAACCAACGAUACUCCCUCUUGGAUUAUUCGAUUUGACCAAGAAAAUAUUCUUGAAUCUAGAAAUUCUAGUGAUGAAGAAUUAGACUCAAACCACGAAUCAGAUAUUGACCUAGAUAACUUUCUCUAUACUGUCUCUGUCCAACCUCCUGUUGCCCCACCAUCUUCACCUCCUAUAUAUCAACCUCUUGUU
This is a messenger RNA of Cetraspora pellucida, 220 nucleotides long. Lineage: Eukaryota; Fungi; Glomeromycota; Glomeromycetes; Diversisporales; Gigasporaceae. The record is from the annotation of a GenBank genome assembly.